This is a messenger RNA of Podospora anserina S mat+, 459 nucleotides long. RefSeq lists its product as uncharacterized. The coding region runs from base 1 to 459 and encodes 152 amino acids. NCBI's taxonomy places the organism in Eukaryota, Fungi, Ascomycota, Sordariomycetes, Sordariales, Podosporaceae. The record is from RefSeq and is a predicted model, not a curated record. The transcript has 2 exons.
AUGCGUAUCGCGCAUGUGUACUAUACCCAUACCGAUCUCGAUAAAGCACGCGAGUUUUUAGCUAACUUCGGCUUUACAGUAACGGACGAUAGAGGUAACAAAGUAUACUACAAAGGUUACGGCACCGAGCCUUUCGUAUACAGUACUACCAAAGGCGCGGAAAAUGAGUUUAGUGGUGCCGGCUUCGUUGUUAAGUCUAUGGCGGACUUAGAGUUAGCCGCUAAGACUCUUCCUAAGGCGACUCCCGUCCACGACUCGGAUACGCCUAGUGGCGGCAAGCGUAUAACAUUUAGAGAUCCUGUGGAUGACUUCCCCUUUUACCUAGUGUAUAGGAAAACCCCCGUCGAGAAGUCAGCGUACCUGCCCGAGCUAAAGUACAACUUUCCCGAGAAUAAAUACCGGGCCCCGAACGGAAAGGACGUGUCUACUUUCUUGUAUCUGGAUAGAGGGAUAGAGUAG